ACUGUUGUGCAGGUGGAUUCUUUGGGAGUUCUUUUUACUAGAACAACUACUAUGUGUAAUAAUAAUUUGGCUGAAAAAUAUUCGGUAAAAGGGUCUGCCUUGCCCCAAAACAUUGCUAUUGGCUAGUUACUAUCUAUAAAAUUAUCCUUUUAACCAAAAAAAAAAAAAAAUAGAACAAUAUUAAUAGACGUAGUAGGUGAAAAUUAAGGAAAAUAUUGGCCAAAAUCUAGGAAAUUAGAUAAAUAGGAUUUCUGGUCCAGUAGAAAGCCACCUCACCAGGCCAUAUAUAUAUAUAUAUAUGAGCAAUAAAUCAUUUGCUUUUCAAUUAUGUAUAAUCUCAUUUCCCCCCUUCUAUAGUAGGCAUUCACAUUCUCAUUAUCAAAUCCAUCCAUUAAUUUUGCGUUUUCUUUUUGGGAAGAAAUUGAAAUUCGCGCAUCCAAACUUCUUGCCACUUUUGGACUUAUAUAUUUAGCAAACAAAACAAAAUCUAGUACAAUGUAUAGAACAUAAUAUAUGCCUCCUCUACCAAAAUAAGAUCUUCUCGAACACGAAGAACCAAUGAAAAUCCAAUAAAAUAUCAAGUUAGUUGUCGUAAAUGCUUCUAUGGAUUAGUCUCCCAUUAAAUACGUUAAUGAUUCAUCAGUUUGAAUUUACACCCAUCCACUAUCAUAAUUACUUACUUCAAAGGAUUUCCCUUAAUUAAUUACUCCAUCAGUUUCAUGUUAGUUACUCGUGAUCAGUUUAUGUUCCUUUUUAAUUAAUAUAAUGAGUAAAUAUUAUUCUCUAUGUAUCCAGGAUUUGAAUUUUUUCAAUCUUCUUAAUUACUAGUACCUCGGAAGUAAGUUACAAGUUCAUUAAAAUUGCAAUAUUUAUAGGUCAUGAAAUCUUCACAUACCAUUACCAAAGAAUUUACUAUGUCAAGAGGAAACACAAAAACUAACGUUGUUCUAAUUUGCUUCAUUUCACUUGUUGUAUUUUCAUGUUUUGUCGAUUUUGCUAACGCCGCAAAGUACAUAAAAUUUCCACCACUUCUAAAUGUUGGGACCGAAGAACAAAAAAGAUUCCAGCAAAUCCUUAUACCAGAGCUCUGCAACGACAAGAAAUAUAUAAAGUUUCCACCAAAUCUACAUGUUGGAGAUGAAAAAACAAAAACUCCAGCUAACCAUUAUCACAGAGGCUGCAGUUAUAUAACUCGUUGCCGCAAAGAACUCCCCUAA
This is a messenger RNA of Lycium barbarum (goji berry), 1217 nucleotides long. RefSeq lists its product as uncharacterized. The transcript is spliced from 2 exons. NCBI's taxonomy places the organism in Eukaryota, Viridiplantae, Streptophyta, Magnoliopsida, Solanales, Solanaceae. Bases 879 to 1217 code for a protein of 112 amino acids. The record is from RefSeq and is a predicted model, not a curated record.